Messenger RNA from Lentinula edodes (shiitake mushroom), 1284 nucleotides. RefSeq names its product kinase-like domain-containing protein. Gene Ontology annotation, molecular function: protein kinase activity; ATP binding. The coding region runs from base 1 to 1284 and encodes 427 amino acids. The record is from RefSeq and is a predicted model, not a curated record. Gene Ontology annotation, biological process: protein phosphorylation; spliceosomal complex assembly; regulation of mRNA processing. Lineage: Eukaryota; Fungi; Basidiomycota; Agaricomycetes; Agaricales; Omphalotaceae. The transcript has 5 exons.
AUGUCCAGCAAAGUUCCUUCAGAUUGCAUGAAAAUGGACCCCGUUUCCGGUGUACAGAAUCAGGAAUUCUAUGUUGAUAAAGACGGGACGAGUCGAGUCGACUUGAGUUUUGUGGAAGAGCCGCUGGGUCUUCCAGGUUCUGAGGGUUACGGAUGGCCGCAACUCGAGUUUGGGGACAAAAUUGGGCCCGACCUGCGCUAUGAAAUCAAGCGCAAACUAGGGUGGGGUAUGAAUUCUAGUACAUGGCUGGCUUAUGACAUUGGUGUGAAUGAUUAUGUCGCCAUCAAAGCCUUAACGGGGUAUGCCACAGAAUUACGAAGUCGAGGACGUAUCUGGGAGUUGGAGGCUCUUCAGCGCGUGUCAGGAUCUAACAACCAUUGUUUACAUCUCCUUAACGAGUUUACACAUCCAGGAAAGGGUUCUUCAGGGGAACACUCUUGCUUUGUCACACCUGUAUAUGGUGGAGACGUCAAAACACUAUGGGCACAGCACAAGAACUUUCCGCUUCCCCUUGCGAAACGAAUGCUCCUUCACACCCUUCGUGGAAUUGCACAUGCGCACAGUAAAGGCGUCAUCCAUACUGAUCUCAAGCACGACAAUAUAUUCUUCUCUUCGCUAUUGUCUCGUCAAGAUAUAGAUGCCACUCUAGUAUCUAAUCCUCCACGUCGAAAUCCUCCUGAGGCUUCCAUGGAUGGUGCCGUAUGCUCUGCGGUCACUCAACCCCUACCUCCCCCAAGCUUGGAUGAUGCAAUGAAGUGUGAGUACUUGAUCGCUGAUUUUGGGAGUGCCCAACUCUUUGAUAAACCUAAGGAGCUUGAAGUCACAUCAGCUCCCUUGAGAGCACCCGAGGUUCUUCUGCUUGGAUCUUGGAAUGAAAAGGUGGAAAUAUGGACAUUUGGUUGCCUGAUCUUUGAAUUUGUCGUAGGACGGUCUUUAUUCCGACAUGAGAGUUUCAGAGACCCGGUUAAAGAUAUUACGUUGGACAAUGUCGCCUAUCACCUUUAUCAGAUGGCGUGUUUUCUUGGUGAGGUAGAUUUUCCUCCAGAGGUGUUGCAGUACAGUAGACUUGCAUCAACAUAUUUCAACACUGAUUGCACUUUCAAACAUGCUCUUCCUCUGCUAUUGUUUUCCAUAAGAGGGCAAAUUAACAGCACUAAAAAGUUCAGUCCAGAGGAUGUGAAGAGCACGAAUGAGAUUGUGAAACGGUGUCUCGAGCUCAAUCCGGCCGAUAGGCCAACAGCCGCUGAGCUAUUGAACGAUCCUUGGUUCCUCGGUGUAGAAUGA